GAGCGGAGGGGACAGGUGGAGACGCAGCAUAAGGCAGGGUGAGUAGGAGUACAAUUUACAAACUUGCUUUUCUUUCUUUUCCCACUCCCAAUUCACAAUAGAUGCGUGUCCCAUCAACAAAACUUACAUUUUCCUCACACGUGUCGCUUUCUCCUCUCUCCUUUCUGCUCCUUUUAUCGUCUCCUCGCUUCUUUUUCUCCCCCCUGGCCUCCACUCUCUACCCUCAACUACGACCACACCACCGUUAUGGACGAGGACGAGCAACUCGAACGAUUCGACUCGGAGUUCGCCUCCACGAGUUCCAUUUCCUCCACCCUCAGCACCGACGAUUUCCGCAACCUCACCAGCUCCGGCGACAUUUCCUCCAUCAGCAGCGGCUCCGGCGAGAUUCCUCCCGUCGCGGUCCUCGCGCCUCCGUUUCUCUACCGCGAGGGGUCCAAUGACGUCGAGACGGCGCCGGCGCCCAGGGAGAAGUGCGUGGGAAGGAGUAACAAGGGAGUGAGCUGGGGGCACACUUCUGUGAUUGGGAGAAGGAAAGAGAUGGAGGACGCCAUCGCCGUUAUUCCGGGAUUCAUGUCUCGCACGUGCGAUCGCGUCGGGGGUUGUACGGCUCCCGGUUCUAGAUCCUCCGGCGAGAUCGCUCCGCUUCAUUUCUUCGGCGUUUACGACGGCCACGGUGGCUCUCAGGUGGCUAAGUUUUGUGCGAAGCGGAUGCACGAUGUUAUAGCAGAGGAAUGGGACCGAGAAAUAGGAGGUGCCGCUGAAUGGCAGAGAAGAUGGGAAGCUGUAUUUGCUAACAGUUUUGAGAGGACUGAUAAUGAAAUCCUCUCAGACGCAGUUGCACCAGAAAUGGUAGGAUCUACUGCCUCUGUGGUGGUUCUAUCUGGUUGCCAAAUUAUUACAUCCAACUGCGGCGACUCAAGGGUAGUUCUUUGCCGCAGGACACAAACUAUCCCCUUGACAGUGGAUCAGAAGCCGGAUAGACAAGAUGAACUCUUGAGAAUUGAAGGAGGAGGAGGAAAAGUCAUAAACUGGAAUGGAGCUAGGGUAUUUGGUGUUCUUGCCAUGUCCAGGGCCAUAGGUGAUCGGUACUUGAGACCGUGGAUUAUUCCGGUGCCAGAGAUAACUUUCACAGCAAGAACCGAUGAGGAUGAGUGCUUAGUUUUGGCAAGUGAUGGACUCUGGGAUGUAAUGACCAAUGAAGAGGUUGGAGAAGUAGCACGCCGCAUUCUUAGAAGGCGUCGCAGAUCCUUGUCAAUGGAGGAAACAUCUCCUGCACAAGUUGUUGCCGAAAGCUUGACUGAAAUUGCAUAUGGUCGAAAUAGUAAAGAUAACAUUUCAAUCAUAGUUGUUGAUCUGAAAUCAAAGAGAAAACGUCAGCAAAGGCCUCCUUUAAUUUCCUAAGAAACUGAUUCUCUUCAAUAUUUUUCAAUCUUGAGAAGGGCAAAGAGACGGUAAUGAAACUGUAGAGUGGAUCUAUAAAGCAAACCCUCUUUAUUUCUUUUUUUUUUUUUUUGAUGACCCAUUGGUACUUGGUAUCACUUCAGCUUGUGUUUCUCCUAACCUUCUGUACAGAGUUGAUUGGCAAAAAGAAUCUGCUUCAUGACAAGUGACAACUGGCUAGGGCUUGCAUGUUGUUAAUUGUUAUAAUGAUGUUUAGAUUAUUACUCUUUUUAUUUUUCCCAUUUGGUCCUGAUUCCUUAACGGGUUAUGCAAUAAAACUUUAUAUAAAAUCAAUUUGUUUUAGUUUCA
Molecule: messenger RNA, 1752 nt
Organism: Glycine soja
Lineage: Eukaryota; Viridiplantae; Streptophyta; Magnoliopsida; Fabales; Fabaceae
Product: probable protein phosphatase 2C 6
Exons: 4
Coding region: 247-1404 (385 amino acids)
Biological process (GO): protein dephosphorylation
Molecular function (GO): protein serine/threonine phosphatase activity; cation binding
Source: RefSeq, a predicted model, not a curated record